AUGCCUCUCAUAUCUCGAUAUUUCCUAUUUUCAUUUAUAUUGUUGAAUAUCGGCGGCAGCGGCUGCGACCGUUGGAUUCCUCUCACGCUGGAUGAUAUCGAGAGCGACUACAUGGUUGAGCUCGCAAAUUACACAGUGGACGAGCAAAACAUAAAGAAAAAAACGAAUCUGGUAUUCAAACAAUUGUUCAGCGGCUUCAAACAGGCAGACUCGGGACUUGAGUACGCACUGUUUGAAGAAGCCACCGAUUACGGGAAUUGCACCACAGCUGUCAGGAACAGCUGCGCCUCCCACAAAAAAAUCGGCGGCAGCGGCUGCGACCGUUGGAUUCCUCUCACGCUGGAUGAUAUCGAGAGCGACUACAUGGUUGAGCUUGCAAAUUACACAGUGGACGAGCACAACAUAAAGAAAAAAACGAACCUGGUAUUCAAACAAUUGUUCAGCGGCUUCAAACAGGCAGAAUCGGGACUUGAGUACGCACUGUUUGAAGAAGCCACCGAUUACGGGAAUUGCACCACAGCUGUCAGGAACAGUUGCGGUGUUGACGGGAACUACACCGCGGUUGUGAAGGUCCUGGAGUGGUACACACAGCUCGUGUCCUUUACUAAGAAUAAAAGAAUGAGGUUAGAAGUGUGGUGA
Striga asiatica is the source of this 639-nucleotide messenger RNA. The record is from the annotation of a GenBank genome assembly. Lineage: Eukaryota; Viridiplantae; Streptophyta; Magnoliopsida; Lamiales; Orobanchaceae.